Molecule: messenger RNA, 2083 nt
Organism: Labeo rohita (rohu)
Lineage: Eukaryota; Metazoa; Chordata; Actinopteri; Cypriniformes; Cyprinidae
Gene: asb4
Product: ankyrin repeat and SOCS box containing 4
Exons: 5
Coding region: 116-1426 (436 amino acids)
Biological process (GO): intracellular signal transduction
Molecular function (GO): protein binding
Source: RefSeq, a predicted model, not a curated record
ACACCGAUUGUGUUUCACACACGCUUCUGACUACUGGAAUUCACAAAGCUUUCUGGAAUUACUUAAACAGACCGAAAGAGUGUCUCCUGCGGAUUAAUCAGUGUAUGUGUGAGAUAUGAGCGGAAGGCCUCGAGCAGUUCUUGGUUUAGAGGAGGAAGACAACCGGACUUUGUCGCGGAGGGAAGCUGAUAACCUUCUCAAGACACGCUUUCUAGAAGCGCUCACGCGUAACGAUGCAGUUGAGGUUGCAAAAAUCCUUCGCUCCACCAGCAUUGACAUAGACACUGUGUUAGACGUGGAGGACCGCGAUAUGAUCCUUGCCUCGUAUAAGCAAGGUUACUGGCUACCAAGUUAUAAAUUGGAGACAUCCUGGGCUAUGGGUCUUCAUGUGUGUAUGAUGUACAAUGCAUUGGAGAGUGCCAUAGUCCUUCUGCAGAACGGGGCAGCGGUCAACAGGAAACCUAAUGGGAAAACCCCUCUACAUGUGGCAUGUACGGUGUCUAAUGCUGACUGUGUGGGACUUCUGCUGGAAUGGGGCGCACGAAUCAACAGUAUGUCACUGAGCGGACAUACUCCAUUACACUACUGCAUUACACGAGAGUCUUUGGACUGUGCCAAACAUCUUGUUCUCAAAGGAGCAAAUAUCAACAAGCCCAGCGAGGAGAACCAGGACACCCCUCUGCACACCGCGGCCCGAUACGGCAUCCCAGAGCUGGUGGCUUUCUACAUUGCCCAUGGAGCUGAUAUCAAUGCAGUCAACGGCUACAUGGAAACACCUUUGAUCACUGCUGCAUUCUGGGCUAUGGAUAUUCGCGAGCGGACCUACAACUCUGAACACCAUCUUGUCUGCCGGAUCCUGUUGGACCACAACGCUAACCCACAUUUAUACGAAGAAGACGACAAGACGGCACUGCACAAAGCUUGCUGGAAUUGUGACCAUGUGCUUAUCCAAAUGUUACUGGAGGCCGGUGCCAAGACUAAUGCUAUGGAUGUUAAUGGAUGCGCAGCUCUACAGUAUCUGCUGAAGGUGACUCAGAUCAGGCCGUGGGCCAUUCCUGAACGCUGCUAUCAGCUGCUUCUGAACUACGGAGCAGCACGAGUGUAUCCCCCACAGUUUCACAAGGUGUUGCAGGCAUGUCACGAAUACCCCAGGGCAGUGGAGGUUAUGGUCAAUUCUUAUGAACAUAUCAAGCACACUAAAAAAUGGAGGGCUGCUAUUCCUGAAGCCGUAUAUGAGAGAUACAAGACUUUCUAUGAUUCUUUGUUUGCCGUCUGCACCAACAAUCCACGUACUCUACAGCAUCUGGCCCGAUGUGCAAUACGUGCUGCUAUGUCGUAUCGCUGUGAACUGGGUGUCCAGCAACUCUUUCUUCCUUCAUCAGUAAAGAAAUACUUACUUCUGGAGCCUGUAGGAAUCAUAUAUUGACAUUUCUGCAUUAUACGACUUGUGUAUUUUCUUCAAAUUUUGUUACAAUGUCAACAAUGCUCCAAAGCUUGCUUACUUUUUGUUUUCCUGUGUUUUAGAAAUAUUUUUUCUUUAUUUUAUCCUUUACCAGGGAACAAUAAUAAUGCUGACGUAUUUAUUAUUAAUAUGUAUUAUUACAAAUAAAUAUUUAAAAAGAUAUAAAUAAUAAAUAACUGGAUAUUAAUGCUAAUAAUAUUUAACAAGCCUAUUCUAAAUAUUAGUACUUAUACAUUCAAAAGUUACCAUCUUCCACAUUCAUGCAUAAAAAGCCUCAUGUUUUAAUGAAAGACUAUCUAGAUUUGCACUGCAUGUAAUCAAACUCAGGUCUUAAAGAAGAAGUUCUUUUGCAGAACAAAAAUUUACGGUAUUUACUCACCCCCUUGUCAUCCAUGUUCAUGUCUUUCUUACUUCAGCCGUAAAAAAAAAUUAUGUUUUUUGAGGAAAAUGUUACAGGAUUUAUUUCCAUAUAGUGGACUUCAAUGGUGCCCUCAAGUUUGAACUUCCAAAAUGCAGUUUAAAUGCAGCUUCAAAUGGCUCUAAAGGAUCCCAGCCAAGGAAGAAUGGUCUUAUCUAGUGAAACGAUCAUUUAUUUUCUAAAACAAAUUUACAAUUUAUAUA